Messenger RNA from Acanthocheilonema viteae, 1869 nucleotides. The record is from the annotation of a GenBank genome assembly. NCBI's taxonomy places the organism in Eukaryota, Metazoa, Nematoda, Chromadorea, Rhabditida, Onchocercidae.
AUGAAGGAGCAAGAUUCGGAUGAUGAGAAUGUCAAUGAAGCAGUAACACCAAGACUUAUACGUCAUGUAGCCGUUGUAGAAAGAGGAGGAAAGUGGCAGAUUGAUGUGUCAAAUGAAUCCAAUCGGUUAAAUAUCCCUCAUGGUGUACAGGCAUUCCGGGUGAGCAUCGAAGAUAAUAUACUGAUGAAUAACACCAGAAACGUUCUCAGAGUUCUUGAGAAAAGAUUGUUGGAUGUUAACAGGAAUUGUUCAUUUUUGAUACCGAAACUAUGUGGUAGUUAUGAAUUGGAUGGCAGUUAUUACCUCAGUGAUGGAAUCCUGGAGCAGACCGAAAUUGGUACUUAUGUAGAACCAUUUCUGGAAGCACAUACUCAACUCAUAGCAUUGAUAACUUUCAGUCAAAAAGAUCAUGUCCAUUCGCAGGUCGAACAAGUUCUUCAGGAAUUCGUUCUGGACUUUUUAAGUAGGCACACUCGAGCUGUUGGAGAACUUUAUAGUAACAAUAUGUUAAAUUUACGUACUCUUUUGCAUUCAAUUCGUGAUGAACUUCUAACACUUUCUAUUGUUUAUAACAGCUUAUCUGUGAUUAUCACUGCUGGCAUUUGGAAUUAUGGAACUGUCGAUUGCUUUCUAGAUCGUUUUCUAGCAACAAUUCUUUAUGCGGAAUUACGGCCACAUCCUGUGAAACAAGUUAUUGGACGAUUGCAGCAAGCUGUUUUAGCAAUUUUCGAACGGUAUUUUGAUCGUUUAUUCACUACGGGUGAAAUUGAUCCGGUGCUUGAAAACGAAUUCAUUUUUCAGAGUGUGAAAGACAAUGGAUUAAUUCAAACAAGGCGGACGCAUUGCUUAUUUUGGUCUAAACUUCUAAUCAAAUAUGUAGAAAAUGGUGCUUUGAAUGCUCGCCGUUUGCGCAGUGGUAAUUAUGAUUACGAAGCACCUAAUAAAUUUUCGGUUUACUUGAAGAAAGCUCUACGGUUGAAAGAUGAUUGUUGCUUUAUUACCGCGCAAAAAAUUACACGAAGCAUGGAAUAUGCAUGUGAGAGAUGUGCAAAAAAUAACUCUUCUCUUCUUUUUCGUUGUGUUUUAGAAAACGAUGCAUUAUCUCAAGUUUUGAAAGAGAUUGAGUCAGUUUAUACGGGUUUCGCGGUGCGCGAAAUGGCAUUUGAUUUAUUUGGAGCAACGCGUAUCUCUCAACACUGCAGCAUAGUAUUAUCUUUUCAAAAUAGCUUGCAGCUAUCUGGUUUUCCACCUGAAGUUUGCGAAAGAUGGACUGUUUUUUGUGAUAGUGGUCUUCUGGAUGAUCUAGUAAUAAAACCACAGCUUUCCUGGCCAAUGUAUUAUUUGAUAGAGGACAAAUUUCUUUCCACCCUCAAUCUGUGUCUUCGGUUUUUGUUGCGACUAUUACAGGCACAAGAGGCCUUAUCAGCAGUUAGAAUAGAUUUAGCUACGAUGAAGGAACUUAACAUUAGUCGGCAAAGGCUAAAUCACUUAAUAUGUUUUAUUGCACAACCGUUAACGGCAAUAUCAGAAAUUUUUUUCACACAUUUGCAAGCCAUGUUAACAAAAAAAUUUGCAUUGGUAGCGGGAUCGAAAACUCUGGAAGAAGCGCAGCAUAUCCUAAAAGACCUGAAUAUUCAUCUCACCAAUUUAAUAACAAGGAGUGGCUCCCGUGCUUUGAUUCACGAUGCCAUAACAAAGCUGUGCGACCGGGCAACGGAAGUUGAAUUACGCUUGCGAAUGGAUACUGUUAGUUUGCAUAAUGUUGAGGAAAUGUUGAAAGUUGUGAGACGAGAAAAAGAUUUAUUGGUUGGUCUGGGUCGUUCCAUGCAUGGUACCAUAUUUACCUUACUCCAACCACUGCUCACCUAA